AGACAAAUUAAGGUUUGUCUCAGCUUUUGGGCUAGAAAUUAAAACGCAUACAGGUUUAAUAUCAAAUCAUUGUGGAUAAAUCUACUCAACAUUUUUAAAUUUAUCUCAAUACAUAACAAAAUCUAGUCUAUAAAUGGCACUGCCCUCCCUUUUUCUCUCCUCCCUCUCUACUCUCCUCCCUAAUCUACUUGCACACUAUCACACACACAAUCACUUGAAUUCGCGGUCUGCUUUGGCUCUGUGUGUAUUGACGAAAGCUAUGGCUGGACCCAGGCCUGUGGUGUUUAGCGGCCCGUCCGGGGCAGGGAAGAGCACCCUGCUGAAGAAGCUCAUGGAAGAAUACAACAGUGUCUUUGGCUUCAGCGUCUCCCAUACAACAAGAAAUCCUCGACCUGGAGAAGAGAAUGGCAAAGAUUACCAUUAUGUCACACGGGAGGUGAUGCAGGCAGCCAUUGACAACGGAGAAUUCAUUGAGAAUGCUGAGUUUUCAGGGAACAUGUAUGGGACGAGUAAAGCUGCCGUGCAAGCUGUCCAGGCCAAGAACCUCAUCUGUAUACUUGACAUAGACAUGCAGGGUGUGAGAAACAUCAAAAGGACAGACCUCAAUCCCAUCUACAUCUCUAUCCAGCCGCCCUCCAUGGCAGUCCUGGAAAAACGUUUGCGAGACAGGAAAACCGAGUCAGAGGAGAGCCUCCAGAAGCGUUUACGUGCAGCUCAGGUGGACAUGGAGUUUAGUAAAGAACCCGGUAUGUUUGAUGUCCUAAUUUUGAAUGAUAACUUGGAGGAUGCCUAUGGGCAGUUAAAACAUGCUCUUCUUGAGGAAAUCAGUAUGGUCAAGAAAGCCAACAUGCCUUCGUAGGAGACCGAAGUCUGAUACCUUCCAAGUGUCGUCCAGCCACUCCUCACAAAACCACAGACCUUUAUUUUAGUUGUGAACAUUCCCUCAGGUGGUGGUUUGUGAAGCUUAGCAAAUAUCCUUAAUGGAUUAACCAAAAUAUUGGUUUUAUAUGGUGUAUAGUGGUAGUUAUUACCAAAUACUAUCACAGAGUAAAGUAUAACUCUUUUUUUUUUUUUUUUUUUUUUUUAUCAAUAAGAAGGCUUUCCAUAUUUAUAUUUUCACUUUAAGCUACUCCAAUAAUGCUAACUUGAUAUGUUAAUGGAUUGAUAUGCAGGAUGUUCUGUUGGGCAGGGUUUACUGACAACACAUAUAAAUAAUGCUUGCAGCUUUGUAUGCGUACCAACCAGGACUAACACAAUCAGGGCGUAGCAUGACUCAUACUAUCCCAUGGAUAAACUUGUCUUUCAAGGUGUGUAAAAAGCUAGUUUUUCUUGAUUUUUGGCAACAAAAUAUGCUGUUUUUUGUGCCACCAGUCAUAUUGGGUUGAUUGGGAAAUAUAUUUUAACAGAGACAGACAGUUCAUUAGGGAACCCCAUCUAAAAUCUUAGCAAUACAACUGAUUUCUGG
Etheostoma cragini (Arkansas darter) is the source of this 1465-nucleotide messenger RNA. RefSeq names its product guanylate kinase 1a (gene guk1a). The transcript is spliced from 7 exons. Gene Ontology annotation, cellular component: cytosol. Gene Ontology annotation, molecular function: GMP kinase activity. Bases 134 to 859 code for a protein of 241 amino acids. The record is from RefSeq and is a predicted model, not a curated record. Gene Ontology annotation, biological process: purine nucleotide metabolic process. NCBI's taxonomy places the organism in Eukaryota, Metazoa, Chordata, Actinopteri, Perciformes, Percidae.